Molecule: messenger RNA, 1480 nt
Organism: Anastrepha ludens (Mexican fruit fly)
Lineage: Eukaryota; Metazoa; Arthropoda; Insecta; Diptera; Tephritidae
Gene: GILT1
Product: GILT-like protein 1
Exons: 5
Coding region: 302-1027 (241 amino acids)
Molecular function (GO): oxidoreductase activity, acting on a sulfur group of donors, disulfide as acceptor
Source: RefSeq, a predicted model, not a curated record
GACUGUGAGCAACUGUUUGGCAGUUCAAUUUUAGGCGUUGUCCGUUUCGAACGUACUUAUUUGUUGGGCAGUGUGUUCUUUUUUUUCUUUAUUACCGAAAAAGCAUCCUAAACUCCUCUUUUUUUGUUUUUGGCGUCAGCAUAGAUUCACUACAUAUAUACAUAUUUUCAUUUGAAUUGAGUUGACCCCGGAUUCGGUUGUUUUUUGACUUUAACGGUGGUAAAACUGCAGUACAUAGUGAAAAAAACUAAAAAAAAGUUAUAUCUCAGCAAUACAUUGUAAAAAGAAACAAAGUGCUACCAUGAGUCAGAACGUAGUUGGAUUGUUUUUGGUGUUGAUUGCAGUUGCCAAUGCAGUGAAGGUACCUGUAACCAUCUAUUAUGAGUCACUUUGUCCGGAUAGCGCUAAGUUCAUUACCGAACAAGUCUAUCCAGCUGUUAAGGGUGAGCUGAGAGACUAUGUAGACAUCACAUGGGUACCUUAUGGCAAAUCUCACUUUACAACGCAAGGUGCUGAUGUGCUAUUUGACUGUCAUCACGGUCAAAAUGAAUGCUACGGCAACAAAGUGCAUGCCUGUGCCAUUGAACACAUACAGGCCAACUCCUACCAGACUGAGUUCACCAGGGAAUCAUUGACAUUGGACUUCAUCAACUGCAUGAUGAAGGUGGGCAAGAACUUCGACGACAAUGUAUACCCGGGCGGACGCUGUGCACGUGACAAUCACAUUAGCGCCUGGGAAAAUAUUCAACAAUGCGCCAACUCUACCGAGGGUAGCCAUUUGCUAAAGAAACAGGGCGAGGCCACCGAUCAAUUCCAGAAUCCAUUGAAGAGCGUGCCGACUGUUGUUUUCAAGCAGCAAUUCGAUGCCAAAGAGAAUGAUAUGGCCAUGUCCAACUUCUUGAGUGUUGCGUGCAAAUACAUUCCUCAGCCACAACCCAAAGUGUGUAUGGCGCUCAACUCUGCCGUAGCCACUACUGUCACGCCUAUUUUGGGCUUGUUGGCCUAUGCUUUGCUACGGUUCUUCUAAGGCGCAACAGCUGUCUCAAUAGAAGCGUGUAUCUCUAUUCAGCGCUUAUUCAGAAGUUCCAAAAAAAACUUUAUUGAAAUGCAAACAUAAAGUUGGAAGAACGAUGUUUAUUUCAUAUUUUAUUUUAUUUUUUAUAUUUUUAUUUUUAUGUGGAAACCACCCGUCCACGCACUGUGGUUGCAGCUUUUGUAUCUUAAAGCAUUUUAUACAUAUAUGCAUACAUAUUUAAAUAUUUAAGUUUUUACAGAAUUCUAAAACUUAUCACACUAUUUUUGAAAAUAACUACUGCACAAAUCCGUCCAUCUACUCUAUUAUGGAAUAUCUUUUUUGAUAAAAUUUUAUUUGUAACUCAUUAAUAUCAAUCUGCAGUUGUAAAAUAUUUAUGCAUACAUUUGUGUGUAUUGUGAAUUAACAAAUAAAUUGAAGUAUAUCCAUAUACAUAUUUCAAACAUA